UUUUUACUGAUGAGAGUCUGACAUCACAAUCACAGAGACUGCUGUAUUCAGAAACUCAGUGUUAUUACGUGGUCUCCAGCUGCUGGCCUUGUCUAUAUCUAGCCCCGGGGGUAGCUCUCACCCUCACUCCCGGCGUCUACCACGGUCAGCCCUCGGUGUCAUUUUGGUGCUAGGAUUUGUGUGUGAUUUUGUGUGUACUGGUGUGAUACUUGAAGUGUAUUGAAAAGAUGGCAUCAGCAAAUGAUUCAAAGUGGCAGAAGGAUGCCGCGGAUCAGAACUUUGAUUAUAUGUUUAAACUGCUUAUCAUCGGAAAUAGCAGUGUGGGAAAGACCUCCUUCCUGUUCCGUUACGCUGACGAUUCCUUCACAUCGGCUUUUGUCAGUACCGUCGGCAUCGACUUCAAAGUAAAAACUGUGUUCAGACAGGACAAGCGGGUCAAACUCCAGAUAUGGGAUACCGCGGGCCAGGAGCGAUACCGCACUAUCACAACAGCUUACUACAGGGGUGCUAUGGGAUUUAUCUUAAUGUAUGACGUCACAAAUGAGGAAUCCUUCAACGCCGUCAUGGACUGGUGUACACAGAUAAAGACUUACUCAUGGGACAAUGCCCAGGUCGUGCUGGUCGGCAAUAAAUGUGACCUUGAGGAUGAGAGGGUCGUAUCCACGGAGAGAGGGAAGCAGUUAGCGGAUCAGAUAGGUUUAGAAUUUUUUGAAACUUCAGCAAAAGAGAAUAUAAAUGUGAAGGCGGUGUUUGAACGCUUGGUGGACAUCAUCUGUGACAAAAUGUCCGAGAGUCUGGACCAAGAUCCCUCCCUGGUAAACAGUCAGACCAAAGGAACGCGACUUACCGAGAACCCCAACCCCGAGAGCGGAAGUUGUCAGUGCUAGGAACUAAAUCCCCUCUCCCGGGCAUUCUGAACUGUAAUUAGUGACACCCAUCAUAAAAAUAUUACGCUGAUAUAAAAAAAACUCAUCUACUCUAUAAGGACUGUUGUAUGAACGGCAUAGUGCAAUUGAUGGAUGGAGAAUGUUAUGCAAUAUAUUCUAGUAUUAAGGAGUUGUUGUUCUUGUUAGAGUAGUCAGGAACUGUGUGUAUCUCUACUUUGUACUCCUAGGUAGCACAUUAUUAAUUAAAGCAUGCUAUAUAACAUGUUACUGCACAUUUCUCACCGUUUAGGUUGACAGAGUAUGGAUGAAAUUUUUUGAAGUACAGAGGGUUUUAGUGUUAAAUAUUUACCCGAUAGAGAGAUUAUCAUUUUUACGCAAUUUAUGUUUGAAUUUUGAGCUAUAUGAAUGUUCAGUCAUUGGCAACUGAGGGUGGUCUCUAUAUAGGGUUCUUGUGAUCAACUUUGUGAUGUAUUAAUCAAAUUAAUGUUGAUGUAUGUGAUUGAAACAAAGUCUCUAUAUAGAGGAUAAAUCCUACAGAAUCUCUGGUCUUAUUUUUCUAAACAGUUGGCAAAGUUUAUUUUACUUAAUUUUUGCUUUGUUAUUUAAAAAAGACAUAUGUUGGACUAAGUUUGUAUUUUUUUAUUUUUCAUUUUUGAUGACAUUCCAAUAGCAGGGUGUUUAUGUAGCAUUUCUUGGAUCCUCCCCUCAAUCUUUACAUAUUAUUUUGCCUGCUCGAUUAUGUUGACAAUGGCUUUGUGAGACAGGUGCUUCCAAGAGAUUUGGUUCAUGGAUUUAUAUCUAAAGAAAUCCAAAGGGUAUUCACAUAAUAGUACCACGUUCAUCUAUAGAAAUCCAAAAGGUACUCACAUAACGGUACCAAGUUCAUCUAAAAAAAAUCUAAAAGGUACAUAACGGUACCAAGUUCAAGAAAACAGACAUAAAGGUGCUCACACCAAGCCACUAACAUUUAAUAUGUAUUCAGAGAGAUCUAAAAAGUACUCACAUAUCUGAAAUCCAUUUACAUUCCUAAGAAAUCCAGUUGUACUUUAUACUUAUAAUGGCUACAGAUUCUGUUCUCAUCUCCAGAAAUCUGAUGUAUUAAGAUCUUUUGGUUGUGGUGUAUUUAUAUUAGUUAUAUAUUAUGUUUAUAUGUUUACUGUUGUUUAUACUUUUGUUAAUUAUUCUACAUAUAAUAUAUACAUGCAUGUAAAUGUUAUAUACAUUCCAAAGUUUAUCUCUUCACUGUGGUUGUGAAUUUUGUUUCUGUUUUAUGCUCAUUAUUUAAUCUGAAUUAAAGCCAUUUUCCUGAAACCAAUUGUGAAGCUAUAAGAAAACCCUCACUUGUAAUUAAGGUAGCUGCUGAGAGAUCAGAUAAAUACUCUGCAUUGUUAUUGUCAAAUUCCAUAAAGCUGCCAGGGUAUCCGAUUCAUUCCAUUGUCCCCACUUUUUUUGAAAAAAAAAAACAUUGAAAUUUUUGUUUUGAGAUACAUGGAUGGAAUUGCUAUUGUAUUACAUUUUUCUAAUUCAUAAUAAUGAAGAUAUUACCGACAUUGUAUUUUAAACAUUUUUCUUCUGAGUAGGAAAGGAAUAAUUUGGUGUAGAAUAGAGGUCAUUUGCAUAUUUUUAAUGAAAUGGAGUCAAGAUUUUUAAUUCUAAAUGCUGAAUUCAUUUAAGACACAAUUUGUAUUGCAUGAAAAUCAUUAAAACUCUUGACCAAUAUCUCAUUAUGGAAGGAAUGAAGCCUGUUGUCAUGGUGACAUAUACGAGAGGUCGUUCCGCUCCGUAUAAUCUCGGCACUGUAGUAGCCUCUUGUGUAUGUUUGUUUGUGUGUUGGAUCAGACUAGAUCUUGUUAAUCAAUAGUAACAGACCAAUAAACUGGUAACAGUG
Messenger RNA from Saccostrea cuccullata (small rock oyster), 2775 nucleotides. RefSeq names its product ras-related protein Rab-3. Gene Ontology annotation, cellular component: endosome; synaptic vesicle; plasma membrane. Gene Ontology annotation, molecular function: GTP binding; GTPase activity; myosin V binding. The transcript has 5 exons. Gene Ontology annotation, biological process: protein localization to plasma membrane; regulation of exocytosis; protein secretion. Bases 228 to 887 code for a protein of 219 amino acids. Lineage: Eukaryota; Metazoa; Mollusca; Bivalvia; Ostreida; Ostreidae. The record is from RefSeq and is a predicted model, not a curated record.